AAAUUAUUUCCUCCUCUCAUUUGUCCGCCCACUGCGCACGUUAGCAAUUGGCCCUUCCUCCUUCCUACUCUGAAGACUGAACCGAGAGCCCUAGCAUUCAGAAAUCAAUUCGACCAAAUCUCGAUUCAACUUGGGAAAGAAAAGAGGGAGGGAAGCGUAUCGGUUGGAAUUGGAGAUGGCGAGCGCCGUGGAUGCUGCGGUGGUGGACCCGAUCCCGACGUCGGCGGUGCUGAUGGCGUCGGCGAAGCACAUCGCGACGAAAUGCAGGGGCGAAAACGUCGCCUUUCUCAAGUGCAAGAAGGACGAUCCGAAUCCCGAGAAAUGCCUCCAUAAAGGGCAUCAAGUCACUAGCUGCGUUUUUAGCCUGUUGAAAGAACUUCAUCGGACGUGCACAAAGGAGAUGGAUGCUUAUGCGGGUUGUAUGUACUACCACACUAACGAGUUUGAAUUAUGCCGCAAAGAGGAAAAAGAGUUCAAGAAAGCGUGUCCUUUGGAGUAAGUGGCAGACGAAAGCCACAAACCAAUGCUCUUAAUUAUUCAGGCCAAUCAGUAAUAAGCGAAAUUUACUUUUUCUGCACGCACUUGUAGUGGAAGUGUGUAUCUGGGUUUGUGUUUUGCUGAUCGGUGUUUUGUUGGUGUUUAGCUUUUAAUUGCAACAAUAAAAUCCUCCACCCCCAA
This is a messenger RNA of Rhododendron vialii, 678 nucleotides long. RefSeq names its product NADH dehydrogenase [ubiquinone] 1 alpha subcomplex subunit 8-B-like. The record is from RefSeq and is a predicted model, not a curated record. Lineage: Eukaryota; Viridiplantae; Streptophyta; Magnoliopsida; Ericales; Ericaceae. Bases 176 to 499 code for a protein of 107 amino acids. Gene Ontology annotation, biological process: mitochondrial electron transport, NADH to ubiquinone. The transcript has 3 exons.